Clonostachys rhizophaga is the source of this 1275-nucleotide messenger RNA. The record is from the annotation of a GenBank genome assembly. NCBI's taxonomy places the organism in Eukaryota, Fungi, Ascomycota, Sordariomycetes, Hypocreales, Bionectriaceae.
AUGGGUUCCUUGAAGGGUUGCUGGAAGGGUUUGUCGAAGGGUUGGUCGAAGGUUACGACGAUCGUGAGUAAGGACAUCAAUAUCAAUCGCAGCGUUCUUGUCGUCCUUUUUACCACCAACGUCAAUGUCAAGGAGGCCAUCAUAUUCGUCGUGGCGACGCUCGUGGGUGAGGAUAUCAACAUCAAUGGCAGCGUUCUUGUCGUCUUUCUGUCCACCGACAUCGAUAUCAAGGAGACCAUCAUAUUCGUCGUGGCGACGAUCGUGAGUAAGGACAUCAAUAUCAAUUGCGGCGUUCUUGUCGUCUUUCUGUCCACCGACGUCAAUGUCAAGGAGGCUAUCGUAGUGAUCAUCGUGGCCAUGGCGCUUGCGGAGGUUCAGAUCAAGGAUGCUACCAUCCUUACCCAGGCUGAGCUUGGCAAGGCCAUUCUUGCCUCCGAGACCAAGGUUGAGCAGGCCAUUCUCGCCACCGAGGUUCAGGCCAAGGAUUUCAUCUUCAUUGAGAAGUCCCAAGCUGAGCAGAGGGUCAACGCCGACAGGCUUCUUGUCAACCUCGAGUUUGUCAUCCUUUGGCAUAGCGCCAGUGAUCUUGAGGUACUUCUCAAGUUCCUCCUCAGUGAGGAGAUCAAGGAGAACGAGGAUGUCGAGAUCGAGGGCAACGAGGGGUUUCUCGCAGACCUCAUCGGGGACUUCGAAGCAUGUGUUCGUGGGGCACUGGCCAGGGUUGGGGUUGCCUCCGUUGUUACCGGGGUUGGGGUUGCCAUUGUUGCCGCCCUGGUUGGGAUCGGGCUUGUUGUCACCUGGGUUGGGAUUCCCGCCAUUGUUGCCCGGGUUGGGAUUCCCGCCAUUGUUGCCCGGGUUGGGAUUCCCGCUAUUGUUGCCCGGGUUGGGAUUCCCGCCGUUGUUACCACCGUUGUUGCCCGGGUUGGGGUUACCACCGUUGUUGCCCGGGUUGGGGUUGCCGCCGUUGUUUCCAGGGUUGGGGUUGCCGCCGUUGCCGUUGUCACCGGGGUUGGGGUUACCUCCGUUGUUACCGCUAUUGUUGCCCGGCCGAUGGGUUCAUGGUUAGCCAUUCGGAUGCUUUAUACUUACUUCGGUGGGGGUGAUGCAGAUGUGGCCGUCUUCCUUGACGUUCACGAUCUUGGGCCUGUCGGCUUUGACAUUGAUGUUGGGGCAGAUGCUCAGGUCGAUCAAGGCGGAGAUGUCGAGGAAGCAUCCGCUCUCCUGAGCAAGGACUUGCAGUUGAGUGACGAGACCGGCCAUUAUGAACAAGAUUGA